CAAUGAUUAAAGUGCCAGUCAAGAAUCUGACGUACCGCAGGCUGGAAUUGUCUGUAGAAUAAUAGGUAUUAUAAUAUCAGCUUUUGACAGUACCAAGAUGAUUAGCUAUAUAAGUAGGCAUCCGUCCAAGCAAGCAUUAGUUUGUGGUUAGCGCGCAAUAGCUACGUGUUUGAGUGUUUAAUCCGGACAAUUUGAAGAAUACUAAAACUUCGGUGUUUUGCAAUGUACUCUAAAACCUUAGGCGUGACAUUGGCAUUGCUUGUUUUGUGUUGCGCGAUUACGCCACAUCAAGCCUGGGAUAUACCUGAAAUGGUAAGGAAACAAGUGAACAAAAUGCACAAGCGCUGCAUGGCUAAAACAGGCGCCGGUGAAGAGCUAAUGGCCCAGGCGCACAAGGGUAUUUUGCCAAACGAUCCAUCUUUUAAAUGCUUUCUGCACUGCAUGUUUGAUGUGUUCGGAUUGAUCGACAGUGAAAAUGUUAUGCAUUUGGAGUCUUUGGUUGAAAUGUUACCAGAGGAAAUACAUGAGAAGAUUAUGACGUUGGUGGAAGCAUGUGGCACGAAAAAGGGCGUUGACGGCUGCGAUACUGCUUAUCAGACGGUUGUAUGCUACAUCGAUACGGAUGGACCUUUUAUUAAAUCUACCGUUACUGACUUACUUGGCUAGCAGAAAACUUACUUGAACAAUUCCCGAUCGACAAUGCCCAGCAGCAGCAGACAACGCAAUAUACGCAGCGCCUCGAUUUGA
Messenger RNA from Drosophila hydei, 747 nucleotides. It is a transcript of the gene Obp69a, whose product is annotated as general odorant-binding protein 69a. The record is from RefSeq and is a predicted model, not a curated record. Gene Ontology annotation, biological process: sensory perception of smell. NCBI's taxonomy places the organism in Eukaryota, Metazoa, Arthropoda, Insecta, Diptera, Drosophilidae. The transcript has 5 exons. The coding region runs from base 223 to 666 and encodes 147 amino acids. Gene Ontology annotation, molecular function: odorant binding.